AGCUGCAGAAUACUGAAAACCCCUACCCCAAAUUCCCAAUCUCACAAACAACCCAGUCACCAUUUCUAGGACCCAUCUUUUUUUUUUUGUUGCUCUUGGUAACCCCACUUCAUCCUACACCUCUCGAAUCUCAAUUGUUUUUUCUUCAUGACUCCCAAUUCUCCUCAACCACCCUCUAUCAUAUAACCUCUUCUAUUCUUAUACCCUUUUAUUUAAUUUAAUUUAUUAUUUUACCCAAACCAUAUUUAUCCCAGGAGAUCCCCCAAUUUUAUUUAAUUAUUUUGUUUGGACUGAAUAUAUUUAUUUAUAUAUUUUAAAAAUACAAUUUUCUUGUGAUUCAUUCAAUUUGGGCACGGGACCUUACCCCAUCCCUUCUUUCCUUUCAAUGCCUAAAACCUAGAGCCGCACUUGGUAUAUAUAAUUACCAAUAUAUCAUAUCAUCUAUAUAUCUAAUUAUCUACAUAAAUCUUUUGUCCAAAAAAAUCUAUACAAAAAUCCAUCUAUCACUAACAAAUAUCCCCAAUGAGUGAGUGAGUGAGGCAUCGAUUAGAGAAAACGAGACACAUUUUUUUCCCCACAUAUAAAAAAAAAAAAAAACAAUUUUACACCCACCCACCACCCACCCCUCUAAUAGACCCUUGAAAAUACUGAUCUCCGUGCAUAAACUUCCCCGUCUCAUAUUUUUAAGGUGACAGAAAAAGACGUACUAGUAUUGGAAGGAGGAAAGAUCUUACCCCUUUUUCAUUCAACGUUUUAAGGAGCCCCAUCUAUUAAGUGUCGAGGGUGGUGAGAUAGGGAUUCAACAAUCAUAGCAUGUGUAUCGAAUAGAACUGCAUUUUAGAAUAGUAUCAUGGAAGUACUUCCUUGUUCUGGUGUUCAGUAUGCUGGGGAAUCUGAUUGCCCUCAACGAGGUUCAGGAACAGCUUUUGUCUACCAGGAAGAACCUACUUGUCCUGAAAAUGGUGAUCAAGCUAAGUUGGCAGAUGGUCAAGUGAUUGAAUCAUUGCAUAAGAUGCAAGGACCAGAGUUAACACAUAUGGUUUGUCAAUGCAAUGGAGCUUCAUGUGGUGACUGUCAAGUGAAUGAGCAAAAGGAAUACUGCGGUUUCCAUGAUUUUGAAGAAGACAUGAUAAACGAACGUUACAUAACCUCUGAGAAUGCUCUCUCUGUUGUUGAUACAAUUGAAAGCGAAUCACCAAACAACGGUAGAGAAGGAGGGGACUUGUCAUUUUCUGAACCCAAGUGGCUAGAGGGCGAUGGAUCUGUGGCAUUGUGGGUCAAGUGGAGAGGGAAGUGGCAGGCUGGUAUCCGAUGUGCAAGGGCUGACUGGCCAUUAUCAACUUUGAAAGCAAAACCAACUCACGACCGAAAGAAAUAUUUUGUCAUUUUUUUUCCACACACAAAGAUUUAUUCUUGGGCAGAUAUGCUGCUUGUUAGGUCAAUCGAUGAGUUUCCCCAUCCUGUUGCAUACAAGACUCAUCAGGUAGGACUGAAAUUGGUAAAGGACUUAACAGCUGCUCGGCGGUUUAUAAUGCAAAAGCUAGUUGUUGGCAUGCUGAACAUUGUUGAUCAAUUUCAUCUUAAUGCUUUAAUAGAAGUUGUCCGUGAUGUGAAGGUCUGGAAGGAAUUCGCCAUGGAGGCUUCUCGCUGUAAUGGUUAUUCUGAUUUUGGAAGAAUGCUUCUAAAGAUACACAAUAGCAUCCUGCAGCACUACAUAAAUACUAACUGGUUACAGCAAUCUUCUACCUCUUGGGUUGAACGAUGUCAGAGUGCAAAUAGUGCUGAAUCAGUAGAGCUGCUUAAGGAGGAAUUGUUUGAUUCUAUUUUGUGGAAUAAUGUCAACAAUCUCUGGGAUUCACCAGUGCAACCAAUAUUAGGUUCUGAAUGGAAAACCUGGAAGCAUGAUGUAAUGAAAUGGUUUUCGCCGUCACCUUCCUUGUCUAGCAGCAAAGACACUCACCGGCAGAUUUCUGAUGUUUCGUACCAAACAAACCUUCAGGUUUCUAGAAAAAGGCCUAAACUUGAAAUCCGUCGUGCGGAUUCACAUGCUUCACAAGGGGUGUUCAAGGGUCCAGAUCACGCUAUUGCUCUUGAGACUGACCCUGGUUUCUUUAAGAAUCGGGACACAUCGAGCACAUUAGCUUCUGAGACUUAUAAACAUGAAAAUAUUAGGAAGGUGUCUAUGAUAAAUGAUUUGCCAAGUAAAUGGAAUGAUAUUGUAGUUGAGGCUUCUGAUUCUGAUUUCUUGCAUGCUAAAGAAAAUGAAUCAACACCUAUAAAUGAAAUGGCUGCUGUAAAAUCUGUGGAUCCUGGUAGUAAGAAUCGACAAUGUAUAGCUUAUAUUGAAGCCAAGGGAAGACAGUGCGUGAGAUGGGCAAAUGAAGGGGACGUGUACUGCUGUGUGCAUUUAUCCUCUCGUUUUUUGGGCAGCUCAGAAAAAGCUGAAAAACAGGUUCAAUUCGAUACUCCUAUGUGUGAUGGUACAACUGUUCUGGGUACUAAAUGUAAGCAUCAUGCGCUACAGGGAUCUUUAUACUGCAAGAAACACCGGCCCCUCGCUGAAACUGAACAGAUUUCAAGUUUACCCCAAAUUACAAUAAAGAGAAAACAUGAAGAAAAUUAUACUGGUUCAGAGGACAUUUUCUGCCGAGACAUGGUAUUGGUAAAUAAUGAAGGUCCACUGCAAGUGGAUCCAGUGCCAUCCAUUGCUGGUGAUUCCUUACACGGAGAAAGCACUUUGUCUGAGAAGGGUCAUGUUGCAAUGGAGGCUCGGAACUGUUUAGGUUCUCCUCCCUUUGAUAAUAUGAAUCCUUGUAUGGAAGCUCCUAAACGCUAUUCCUUGUACUGUGAAGUCCACCUUCCAAGCUGGCUUAAACGAGCGAGAAAUGGGAAGAGUAGAAUAGUAUCAAAAGAAGUGUUCUCAGAACUUUUGAUGGGCUGCAACUCACGUGAGCAAAAGGUGCAUCUACAUAACGCAUGUGAGCUUUUUUAUAGGCUAUUCAAAAGCAUUUUAUCACUAAGAAACCCGGUUCCUAAGGAAGUCCAAUUCCAAUGGGCUUUGACUGAAGCCUCUAAAGAUACUGGUGUUGGAGAAUUUUUUACAAAGUUGGUUCAUAGUGAAAAAACAAGAAUCAAAUUGAUGUGGGGAUUCAAUGAUGACAUGGAUGUAUCCUCUGUAAUAAUAGAAGAACAACCUCUCUUGCCACCGACAAUUAAUCAUAGCUUUGAUAAUGAAAAUGCCAUUAAGUGUAAGAUAUGCUCUGUGCAAUUUCCUGAUGACCAAGCACUCGGUAACCAUUGGAUGGAAAGUCAUAAAAAGGAAGCACAGUGGCUGUUUAGAGGCUAUGCAUGUGCAAUUUGUCUGGAUUCUUUUACUAACAAGAAACUAUUGGAAACCCAUGUUCAGGAGAGACAUCAUGUGCAAUUUGUUGAACAAUGCAUGCUUCUCCAAUGCAUUCCUUGUGGAAGUCAUUUUGGAAAUUCUGAACAAUUGUGGCAGCAUGUUUUAUCAGCUCAUCAUGUUGAUUUUAAACCAUCAAAAGCUCCUGAACAGCAAACUUUCUCUACUGGCAAAGGUUCACCUGUAAAACACGACCAGGGGAAUUCAGCAUCUUUGGAAAAUAAUUCUGAGAACCCAGGUGUUCUGCGGAAGUAUUUUUGCAAGUUCUGUGGGUUGAAAUUUGAUUUACUACCUGAUCUAGGACGACAUCACCAAGCUGCUCAUAUGGGGCCAAAUCUGGUUAGCAACCGCCCUGCUAAGAGAGGAGUUCGCUAUUAUGCAUAUAAAUUAAAAUCUGGCAGACUAAGCCGUCCUAGAUUUAAAAAAAGUUUGGCAGCAGCAUCAUUGAGGAUGAGAAGUAAAGCUAACGCCAAUUUAAAGCGAUGCAUUCAGGCAACAAAGUCAAUUGGUGUGGAAGAAACAACUGCGCAACCACAUGUAAUUGAAACAGAAAAUAUUAGUGGAUUGGCAGAACAUCAAUGCUCAGCUGUUGCUAAAGUUUUGUUUUCAGAAAUUCAGAAAACUAAACCUCGGCCUAACAAUCUUGAUAUUUUAUCAAUUGCUCGCGUUGCUUGCUGCAAAGUUAAUCUUGUAGCCUCACUGGAAGAGAAGUUUGGAGUUCUUCCGGAAAAGAUCUAUUUAAAGGCAGCAAAACUUUGCAGCGACCAUAAUGUUGUUGUGAAAUGGCACCAUGGGGGUUUUGUUUGUCCCAGAAGUUGUAACACAUCGAAGGAUCGAGCCUUGCACUCUCCUUUAGCAUCUCUUCCUAAUGGUUUUGUAAUGCAAAAUUCUGUAAAGUUGUCUGAUCCUGCAAGUGAUGAGUGGGAGGUCGAUGAGUUUCACUGCAUAAUUAAUUCACAAAGUUUAAAAUUAGGUUCACUGCAAAGAGCUAUAGUAAUGUGUGAUGACAUUAGCUUUGGGAAGGAGACAGUUCCUAUUAUUUGUGUAGUAGAUCAAGAACUUCUGCAUUCACUAAAUGCGCAUGGGUCUAAUGAACAAGAUAAAAUCUUUCUUAAACUUUGGGAGAGCUUCUCCUAUGUUACAAAGCCAAUAAUUGAUGAAUCCCUUAGUCUUGACUCAGAGAGUCCUCAAUUGGGAUGUGCCUGCUCAUAUCCUACCUGCUGUCCUGAGACAUGUGAUCAUGUAUACCUUUUUGGAAAUGACUAUGUUGAUGCAAAAGACAUAUUUGGGAAACCAAUGCGUGGCAGGUUCCCAUAUGAUGUGAACGGUAGAAUGAUUUUGGAGGAAGGUUACCUUGUCUAUGAGUGUAGCCAUAUGUGCAGAUGCAAUAAAUCCUGUCCAAACAGAAUAUUGCAAAAUGGAGUACGAGUCAAAUUGGAAGUCUUUAGAACAGCGAAAAAGGGAUGGGCAGUAAGGGCAGGGGAAGCUAUUCUACGCGGAACAUUUGUGUGUGAGUACAUAGGAGAGGUUUUAGAUGUGCAGGAGGCACAAAACCGGCGUGAAAGAUAUGGCACAGGGAAUUGCGGUUACUUCUAUGAUGUUGAUGCUCGUGUUAAUGAUAUGAGCAGAUUGAUUGAAGAACAGACUCGAUAUGUGAUUGAUGCUACGAAGUAUGGAAAUGUGUCGAGGUUCAUCAAUCAUAGCUGCUCGCCGAAUCUUGUGAGUCACCAAGUUGUCAUAGAGAGCAUGGAUUGUGAGCGUACACACAUUGGUUUUUAUGCAAGUCGAGAUAUUGUUCUGGGUGAAGAGCUGACAUAUGACUUUCACUAUGAGCUUGUGCCUGAAGAAGGAACUCCUUGUUUGUGUGAAUCAUCAAAAUGUAGGGGACGCCUUCACUAGAACCUCAACAUCUGCAUGUGCUGUUUCAAUAACAUUUUCAGAUUUGCCAAUUUGAGGCUCAAUUUAUCUGGCUCGGCUUAGAAGAUUCGAAUUGAGUUUGGUUCAGCUUUGAAGUGAUUUGGAUUUUACGCCCGCCACGUGCUGUCUGCCUCAGUCCCUCUUUGGUAGAGUAUGUUUUAGCAACUUAAGUCCAUGAUCUUUCUCAUUUUCUCUUGCUUUUUAUUCUAUAAUUUUUCUCUGCCGAAGUGCAUUUUUAUUCAUGGAAAACUUAGGAAUAUUGUAACCAAAAAACAUAGAAAUAUCUUUCUCUCUCUGUUUUUUGUCCCUCUCAUCCCCAUGCACAACCAAGGAAAGAAACUCCAAACAAAAGUCAAUUUGGAUCUAUGGUUCAAUUUCAUUAGUAGUGUUGUGGGGAAUGUACAUAUGCUUAUUGUUUUGAACUUUUGAUAUAUUUGCUCCUUCAUUCCUUUGCUGAGUUAAUUACUUAUUUAUAGAA
Messenger RNA from Cicer arietinum (chickpea), 5795 nucleotides. RefSeq names its product histone-lysine N-methyltransferase SUVR5. The record is from RefSeq and is a predicted model, not a curated record. Lineage: Eukaryota; Viridiplantae; Streptophyta; Magnoliopsida; Fabales; Fabaceae. Gene Ontology annotation, cellular component: nucleus. Gene Ontology annotation, molecular function: protein binding; zinc ion binding; histone methyltransferase activity.